GAGCUUGUCUCAUCUUCUUCAAAACAGAUCAUCGCGAAUGUGGUUAAGAAUGUCUAUCUUCAGACAAGCGUGUACCAUGAUGUUGAAGAUGAGACCUGGGUGAACUUGAGCAUGCGUGGAAGAACCGUGUGUUUGCAGAAGCCCAAGCAAGAAAGUCUUGAUCCUGAGAUGACAACCAAGGGAAUGUGCGAUCAAGACCCUGAAGUUGGUGAUUUGUUGACCAAGGAAGAAGCAGAUGCGUUUGCUAAGAACCACAAUGUGAAAAUCCUCAGUACUCGUUGGGUGUCUAUGGACAAGCGAGAUGGUGAGACUCAGGAGAAGAUAGUGAGAUCUCGCGUUGUGGUUCGUGAUUAUGCAAGCGGAGGUGACAUCAUCCUUGCAGAUGUGAGCACCGCGUUCUUGUUUGCUGGUAUUGUGAGCCCACCGCCUAACAUCAGGUGGUUUGUCUACGAGGGAGAUCAGUAUUACAUGAUCUUGCUGGUCUACGUUGAUGACUUGAUGACAGGUGUCUUGUCAGUGGAUGGGAAGGUCGAAUUGCUUGGAAGAAGGAUUCGGAGAGACCAGGAGACCGGAGGUUGCGAGGGAACCAUUGUCGUGUAUGUUGACAGCAAUUGGGCGUCAGAGAGGAAUAACUCGAUCGAGGCGCUCGUUGUCUGGAGGCGUGCUUUUCGUCGACGGGGCCCGGUCAAGGCCUACGCAAGGCAGCAGACCUCAGUUGCGCUCUCGAGCGCAGAAGUGGAGUUAACCGCUGUCUGCGAAGGCAUGAAAGAAGGUUUGGGGCUGUUUGCUUUAAUCCAGCAUAUCUAUGGACUUGCUGCGAUUCCGGUUGUCAAGAGUGACUCGCAAGCCGCAAUCAACAUCAGCUCGAUGUAUGGGCUGUUGCGGAGGAUUCGGCGCAUUGACUUGAGGUUGUGCUGGGUUCAAGAGACUUUGAGGGAGCAGCGUGCGCUGCUCAAGUGGGUGCCAGGCUUGGAGAAUGUUGCAGACAUUUUCACAAAGAGUACGAUCCAGAGGAUCAGUUAUGGUCGCCACUUGGAGAUGCUUGGGAUUGUCGAGAAGAGAGCACCUACGAUGGUGUUUGAGUCAGGAGAAGGAGAAUGGGAUGACGAAAGAAUCUGCACAGCGUUUGGAAAGGUUGUUGACUUGUCGGUGCUUGAAGAGCUUGAAAGUCGACUUGAAAGCGUCGAUCCCUCAGUUGCUUGGCUUGUCGUUCAGUUCUGCACGAGUGCAGAGUCGAACAUGGGCAAGGUUGCCUGUGAGUUGCGUGGAGUGGAAGUGAUCAGGAUCACCGAGAGAGAGAAUGGUCUUGCCGACGAGACAGUUGCCGUGCUGAGGAGCCACAUUGAGCGAUUGUGCCGCUUGACAGUGAAUGUGCUCAUUUGGUCGUCGAUUCCGUGCACAGGUGGUUGCACUUGUCUCUCGGAGAACGUGGAGGUCUGUGUCUACCCUCCAGAUCUUUCUGAUCGCAACUCCACGCUGGUCAACCAACCCAAGGGAGCAACCAUGCACAAUAGCUGUCUCGACAACGCGGCGGUGCUUCACCAAGAAGUUCUUUGUAGUCUUCCAAUGCCAAUAUUGGCACGUCUUCGGCCACUCAAUGGCAAAGAAAGGGUUCAAGCAUCCAACCGACAUGCCUUCAACUUCUCGACAGAGAACCUGGAACCCAGAGAAAAGCUUCCUCUGAAUCCCCCAGAGCCUUCGAAGAUGGCUGGCGUAUCCUUCUCUCUGCCGAUGGAUGUACUGCCAAGACACUUGAAGAGUGUAGAUGCGACGGAGGCCACCCACAUAGUGAGAGCUUUGACCUGA
Molecule: messenger RNA, 1806 nt
Organism: Symbiodinium necroappetens
Lineage: Eukaryota; Dinophyceae; Suessiales; Symbiodiniaceae
Source: the annotation of a GenBank genome assembly